Miscanthus lutarioriparius is the source of this 636-nucleotide messenger RNA. The record is from the annotation of a GenBank genome assembly. NCBI's taxonomy places the organism in Eukaryota, Viridiplantae, Streptophyta, Magnoliopsida, Poales, Poaceae.
AUGGAGUACUUUGAUGCAAGGUGGAAGCCUCAUAAUGUUGGGAAAAUCAUUGCAGCCCUGGUCCUCACAACACUCUGUAUAUUUGUUCUGAAGCAAUCUCAUGGUUUUGGUGGCAAUAGCGUGUUUUCUCGCCAUGAACCUGGGGUUACCCAUGUCUUAGUUAUAGGAGGAGCUGGUUAUAUUGGUUCACAUGCCGCUUUAAGGCUCUUAAAGGAUAACUAUCGAGUUACCAUUGUGGAUAAUCUAUCUAGAGGAAACAUGGGAGCAGUAAAGGUCAACAAGAUAUUUGCUGAAAAUGCAUUUGAUCUUGUGAUGCACUUUGCAGCUAUUGCUUAUGUGGGAGAGAGCACAUUGGAACACCUUAGAGUUGUAGAAGUUGAACCCCUUGUGAUAGUUGUCUAUAUACUGGACCAAGUUUGUGCACUAGAAAAUAAGAUGGUUCUUCGUUUAAAGAAACAAGGGCUUGACUGUCUAUAUAACAUGUUGAUGAAGAAAUCUGCUGCAAUCAUGCUUAGUGGAAAGAAGCCUGUCCAGGCCGCGGUUACUUUGGUUGGAUUUGAAGAUGUGCUUGAAAAUUAUGAGAAAUCAAUACAGAAUGCAAUUGCUGACCAGCUCAGUUGCUUGCUGUCUCUGUAG